Pipistrellus kuhlii (Kuhl's pipistrelle) is the source of this 2004-nucleotide messenger RNA. RefSeq names its product serine incorporator 4 (gene SERINC4). Gene Ontology annotation, cellular component: membrane. The record is from RefSeq and is a predicted model, not a curated record. NCBI's taxonomy places the organism in Eukaryota, Metazoa, Chordata, Mammalia, Chiroptera, Vespertilionidae.
GCUAAUCCGCAGGAGGCCACAUAGGCAUACUGCUCUCUCAUCUAGGAAGGACGGCCGGAGAGGCCUAAGGGUCCAUGUAAGGAAGUAGUUUCACUGGGACCUUUGCAUUCACCACAUCCUGGAGGCCGCUGUUCUUUUCCUGAUGUUCCUCCCCUCCUGUUUUAGACUGGGUGGCCAGCCCGGCACAGAGGCAGUCCAAUGGGCUGAGGACAAAAGAGAGCUGCUAUUUUCUCCUCCACCUUCCAUCUGCCAUAAGGAUGGCGGGUGCAAAGGCGAUCACGGGCCCCAGCACCUCCCUCCGCCUGGCACAGCAACGCAGUGAAGACGGCCAUGUCAGAGUGAAUCCUCCCUUCUAUCAGGUGUCCUGCUGUGGGCCCGUUCCCAGUACCUGCUGCUGCCAUACUAGGUGGCCUCAUCUCACAGAGUCCACUUGUAGCCGCCUAUCCUACACAAUCCUCCAUGUAGGGGCCUCAGCAGUCUGCUGCCUGCUGCUGUCAAGAACAGUUGUGGAGAGGGUCUGGGGCAAGGCUAAUGGUAUCCAGAUGCCCUCAGGAUUUUGUGCCCAUCUGUUUGGCCACUCUCACUGCCCAGUGCUCAGUGGCUCUGGGGCUGUGUACCGAAUUUGUGCAGGAACUGCCACCUUCCACCUGCUGCAGGCUGUGAUGCUGGUCCACCUGCACUCGCCUACCAGCCGUCGAGCACAGCUGCAUAAUAGCUUCUGGCUCCUCAAGCUGCUGUUCCUGCUAGGUCUCUGUGCUGUUGCCUUCUGCAUCCCUGAUGAGCAUCUUUUCCCAGCCUGGCAUUACAUUGGCAUCUGUGGAGGCUUCGCAUUCAUCCUGUUGCAGUUGGUGCUUAUCACAGCCUUCGCCCAUUCCUGGAAUAAGAACUGGCAGACAGGUGCAUUCCAAGACUGCCGCUGGUUCCUAGCCAUGCUGCUGGCCACCCUAGGAUUCUACAGCGUGGCAGGCAUGGCGGCAGUGUUCCUGUUCCACCACUACACGCACCCACUUGGCUGCCUGCUCAACAAGAUGCUGCUCAGUCUGCACCUUUGUUUCUGUGGCCUCCUCUCCGUCCUCUCCAUCGCUCCCUGCUUCCGCCUCAAGCAACCCCGCUCUGGACUUCUACAAGCCUCUAUCAUCAGCUGUUAUAUCAUGUACCUGACCUUCUCUGCACUGUCCAGCCGACCUCCAGAGAGUGUAAUUCUUCAAGGACAGAAUCACACACUGUGUCUGCCUGGCCUGAGUAAAAUGGAACCCCAAACACCAGAUACUUCUCUGGCAGUACUGAGUGCUGGCAUCAUGUAUGCUUGUGUGCUUUUUGCUUGCAAUGAGGCUUCCUACCUGGCUGAAGUAUUUGGGCCCUUGUGGAUCAUCAAGGUUUACAACUAUGAGUUCCAGAAGCCCUCACUCUGUUUCUGUUGCCCUGAAACAGUGGAGCCAGAGGAAGGGCAAAGAGGAGCUGCCAGGCCCACUGAUCAAGAGACCUCUCCAGCUCCUCCAGUGAAAGCCCAGCAUCUUUCCUACAGCUAUUCUGCCUUCCACUUCGUCUUCUUCCUUGCAUCACUCUAUGUCAUGGUUACCCUUACCAACUGGUUCAGCUAUGAGGGAGCAGAACUGGAAAAGACCUUCACCAAGGGUAGCUGGGCUACCUUCUGGGUCAAGGUUGCCUCAUGCUGGGCUUGUGUACUCCUCUAUCUGUGGCUGCUACUGGCACCACUCUGUUGGUCCCCCACCCAGAACCCCAAGCCUCCUCCUAUCUUCAGGCAACAAUGUCAUCGUAUUGUAUCGCCAGAUAACAAACAUCCAUUCUAGGUAUUUUUAACACACUGAGGUUUCCUUGAGGUUGGGCCCCUAGUCUUGAUUCAGAAGAGCUGUAUAGCCAAGCAAACACCUCAAGGACACAAUGGGCAGUUAGUUACCUCAUUUAGGCUGAAGGCAAUACUGUGUCUGAAUUGGAAAAAGUGCCUAAAUAUACCCUUAAUGCCCUAGUCAGUUACCUGACUCA